Messenger RNA from Clunio marinus, 414 nucleotides. Lineage: Eukaryota; Metazoa; Arthropoda; Insecta; Diptera; Chironomidae. The record is from the annotation of a GenBank genome assembly.
AUGGCAGAGAAUGGAAAUUUACGACUUCUUAUUUUACAAGCUUUAUGUCCGAUUUUAAUUGUCAUGAUAAAUUUACGGUCUCAAGAUGAUAUUAAGCGCAACGCCACCAGAAUGACUAGAAGGGAUCCUUGCCUUCUACAGCUCAAGCACGGAGCACUGUUAGUUUUAGCGUUAAUUUUUGCCGUAACAGCAGAUUGGAUUGGGUUUCAAGAUAGACAAUAUUUGGAGAACAAGAAAACAAUUUCAUGCAAACUUGUUAUUAGCAUAAGACAUGACAAAGAGAACUCUCUAGAGAGAACUAAGUACAGCAUGAGGCUUACGCAACAUUUGCAUAAAAGAUUAAUACAGAAUGGUGAGAACCACGGUCAACGUUCAGUUAACUUGAGAAGGAAAUUACCAAAUCAAACAACAUGA